Echinostoma caproni is the source of this 408-nucleotide messenger RNA. NCBI's taxonomy places the organism in Eukaryota, Metazoa, Platyhelminthes, Trematoda, Plagiorchiida, Echinostomatidae. The record is from the annotation of a GenBank genome assembly.
AUGGACUCCGUGGCCAGUAUCAUCCGAGUCUUGGCAAAGAAUACAUGUGGAUUACUGUGGUCUACUCUUAAACAAGUAUUACGCAUUGGUAAUCGUCGAACAAAUCUUCUACACUUGGAGUCUGCGGAAGUCGUGUAUCAUCGUGGUAACGAUUUACGAUUCUCCAGGGGCAUUGUACUAGACCAUAUGGGUCAAGGAGUAUGUCGCACAUUGGAUCUAGAUGAUGACACUGUACAUCGCAGACAUGUAGACAAAGUGAUUUAUGAAUUACAUCCCGGUACAAAUAUCGAAGACAGUUCAGAAGAACCCGGAAGAUCUGAACGAUUACUCAACAAGCCCGCCGUGAUUACAGAAAACCGAAGCUUCAUUCAAGCUGCGGCGGAUGUGGUGAUUGCUCAUGAACUAUGA